AUGUAUUCAUAUGAGAGUACGGAGCAGGAAGAAGCUUUGCUAUGCGGAUUUCCCGACGAAAUGCAUCCAGAACGCUACAAGGGAAACGCUCCCGGUUCUAUUGCCGCAGAAGAAGUUUGCCUUUGCAUCUGCGGAAACAAAAUCCACAAUUCUGUAGGCCAUCUUCUCAACGCGCUCCGCGCCGAAGGAGUAAAAAGGAAGUUCGUUCGCUUGCCUGAUGACAUGCAUCAACGAGCAGCUGCUCUAGUUCGAACACCAGCCGAAUGUGCAAAACCGUUCGAGGUGGUGACUGGAGUGACACAAGGAGCACGACCGUUCCUGUUCAACUUCGCUAUCGAUGACGUUAUGCGAAGGAUAGUAGAUCAGUGUCCUGCCGAUAUCAUUCCAGUACCAUCAGGACACCCAUUGACCGACCUCGAGUACGCCGACGAUGUUGUUAUAUUUGCAAAAAGCAGUACGAAUCUUCAACAUGUUGUCCACCUUGUAUCGAAGCUAGCUGCAGCCCAAGGACUACGACUAUGCCCUGAUAAAUGCAAACAAAUCAGGGUAGACGGACAACCGAUAGAACUCGUCGAUGAGUUCUGUUACCUGGGCUGUACGCUGAAGAACAACGGCAAGAAAGAUACAAAGGCAAAGAUGCGCUAA
Molecule: messenger RNA, 645 nt
Organism: Necator americanus (New World hookworm)
Lineage: Eukaryota; Metazoa; Nematoda; Chromadorea; Rhabditida; Ancylostomatidae
Exons: 2
Coding region: 1-645 (214 amino acids)
Source: RefSeq, a predicted model, not a curated record